This is a messenger RNA of Volvox carteri f. nagariensis, 507 nucleotides long. RefSeq lists its product as uncharacterized. Lineage: Eukaryota; Viridiplantae; Chlorophyta; Chlorophyceae; Chlamydomonadales; Volvocaceae. The coding region runs from base 1 to 507 and encodes 168 amino acids. The transcript is spliced from 6 exons. The record is from RefSeq and is a predicted model, not a curated record.
AUGUACGAUACUUCUCCCGGACACCCUAUCUUGUUCUUCCCCACCUCGGGCUCCCUCAACAUGGAGGACCUGCGCGUGGGGCACACCGUGUUUGUACGGUACGCCAUGAGGUGCUUCUUCUCGGAUCUGGCCACGGAGGCGAUCAAGGUUGAGGAGCUUAACUUUGUGAAGGUCAUCGCCAUGAACCUGGACACCUUGCUCUUCACCGCCUCGCUGUACUUUGACCGACAGUACAUCUUUCCGUACUUCCCAUUCCCCGAACCCAACCCCAACGCCUUCCCUUUCCCCGGCCCCCCUCCCUUCUUGUACGACAGAGCAACUGUGCCGCCUGCGGGGCCAAUGUGGCGCCACUCGGGGGAGCCGCCCCCCGUCAACGCGCCAGCACACGGCAGUUUCUGUCGGUUGUGUUGCGAGCUGGCGGAGGUGUUCAAUUUGUCAUUCGACUCCUUCAUCGACAGCAGCAGCAGCUCCACAACCUACUCAAAACUAAAACUCUUCAACUUUUGA